This is a messenger RNA of Megalops cyprinoides (Indo-Pacific tarpon), 2748 nucleotides long. Its product is annotated as fibroblast growth factor receptor substrate 2-like. Bases 364 to 1971 code for a protein of 535 amino acids. The transcript has 7 exons. Gene Ontology annotation, cellular component: cell-cell junction; cytoplasm. Gene Ontology annotation, biological process: cell surface receptor protein tyrosine kinase signaling pathway. Lineage: Eukaryota; Metazoa; Chordata; Actinopteri; Elopiformes; Megalopidae. The record is from RefSeq and is a predicted model, not a curated record.
UUAAUAUUUUAAAUCUGCUUUUGGAGUGGAAAAGUCGUCUUCUUGGAAAGUUUGGGAAUUGUUUUUUUGGCGCUCCGAGAGGGGACGGUGGAGUGAAAGGAGACGGGAGUUUUGGUUCGGGCUCAUUUUUGAGUCAGGAGAAGGGAUUUAAUAGUACAGAAAACACGGCAUCCUGGGCGCUCUGUUUCAAAGAAAUUCAGUUUCCAUACUUCGAGAUCUACGCCACUUUUUCUCCACAGGCUCACCUGGCGGCGUGACCGGGGGCCAUGACAUUGUGAAGCAUGUCCACAGUCCGGGCACUGGGGAGGGAACCAGCAACAUUAAUGGCCAGAUCCAGAGAUCAAAUGGUCUUCUAAAGAAGCCAUGGGUAGCUGCUGGAGCUGUCCAGACAAAGAGUCGAUCCCAGAUAACCAUCAAAGCAAGUUUAAGGUGAUUAACGUUGAUGACGAUGGGAACGAGCUGGGCUCGGGCGUGAUGGAGCUGACGGAGGAGGAGCUGAUCCUGCACACCCGCAAGCGCGACGCCGUCAAGUGGCCCUACCUCUGCCUGCGCCGCUACGGCUACGACUCCAACCUCUUCUCCUUCGAGAGCGGCCGGCGCUGCCAGACCGGGCAAGGAAUCUUCGCCUUCAAGUGCGCGCGAGCGGAAGAGAUCUUCAACAUGCUGCAGGACAUCAUGCACAACAACAGCAUCAGCGUGGUGGAGGAGCCCGUGCUGGAGCCCGCCCAGGGGGCGGCGGAGAACGAGCUGCCCCGCACACCCCGAACGCCCACCACUCCAGGCUACACCGCCCCUGUUCUACCCAAUGGCAUCCCACGGUACCCGUCGUUUGGCGACGCCUCGUCGCGCCCCUCCAGCCGGCACCCGUCCGUAGGGAGCGCCCGGCUGCCCUCGGUGGGGGAGGAAUCCACGCACCCCCUCCUGGUCACCGAUGAGCUGGUACACACCUACGUGAACACGACGGGGGUUCAGGAGGAGCGGCGCAGUCGGAGCAGUGUCCACGCCCCCCUGGAGCUGCGCCUGUCUGACCCCGAGAGACCGGCCCCGCCCGACGAGCCGGAGCCGCAGGUGCUGCUGGAGCCCACCGGCGUCAAGUUCGUCCUGGGCCCCACCCCCGUGCAGAGGCAGCUGAUGGCCAAGGAGAGGCAGCGGGAGGCGGGGCCGGCGGAGCAGGGGGGAGGGGCCGCCGAGCCGGCCACCAGCCCUCCGGCCGCCGGCAGCGUCAACGGCAAUGGCGCCCCGGGUACCGCGGCCGACUGGGACACGGGCUACGACAGCGACGAGCGCAAGGACGCCCCUGUGGGGGGCAAGCCGGCCUACGAGCACCUCAACGGCACGGCGCCGGCCGCCUCCGCCCCCCGCCGCGCCCGCCCGCCCGUCCCCACCCCCGACGCCCAGAACGCCAACAACUCGGCCCAGCGGAGGACUGCCCUGCUGAACUACGAGAACCUCCCCGCCCUGCCGCCCGUGUGGGAGGCCCGCAAGCCCAGCUCCGAGGACGAGGAGGAGCGGGAGGACGCCUUCGCGCCAAAGACGCCGUCCCUCAACGGCUACCCCCACCUGCAGCACCUCCUCCACCACGCCCUGGACCCUGCGCACAACUACGUCAACACGGAGAAUGUAACGGUGCCGCUCAGCGCCCACAAACUGGACUCGGGCCGGGGGCGGAGGGACUGUGCCGCCCCCACAGUGUUCAACUUCGACUUCCGCCGGCCCAGCCUGGAGCCGCAGCGGCAGCUCAACUACAUCGAGGUGGAGAUGGAGAAGGAGAAGGGCUCGGACUCCAGCGGGCCCCACACGCCCAAGACCCCCACCACCCCCCUCCCCCAGACCCCCACCCGCAGGACAGAGCUGUACGCUGUCAUCGACAUCGAGCGCACGGCCGCCAUGUCCAGCCUGCAGAAAGCACUGCCCCGCGACGACGGUACCUCCAGGAAAACGCGACACAAUAGUACUGACCUGCCUAUGUGAGCCUGCAAAGCACUGUGUAAAGUUGCACCUUUUUUUUUUUUACUUUUACUUUACGAAGAGAAUGAAACCUUUUUGAAGAGAGAAGGGCUUCAUUUCCAAAUGUAAAAAAAAAUAAUAAAACAAACACCUUUUUAGAGACUUAAAUCUAUUUCCACAAGUUACACUGUGUUCUUUGUACUUACCUGAAAGGGAAUUAAAGUAGACCAGGUACUUGCCAUGUAACACUAUUUUAUUCCUACGGUAAUCUGCUACCUUCUCUUAACAAAGCUCAUUUUCCGGUGCCUGUGUGUUUUUGGCUGUGGUAUGCCAAUAACGAGGUUCGGAAAGCCUUUCGUAUACAUUCCCCACGGUACGAAGCCAUGGCUUCCCAUUGGUCCAGACUUGCUGAAAGCCAUGUGCCACGCCCUGUUGAAUUUCAGUAUCUGAAGAUUACACGCGCACUACAGUGUCGCCAAAGGCCAAACGUUCACGGUUCAGGCGAUGAAGCCCUGCAUUACGAGUUUGCCCUGGUCGCACUUAAGAGUACCUGUGCCAAGCGGGCAGAUUCUCUGUGCCCACUGCAUGCAAGCUGGCAUCAAAAGCUUUGGGUUUUUGAAAUCAGCACACUGUGUGUCAUCCAUAACCACAAAAGUGAUUUUACUAUGUUUUCGAAUCUACUUGCUGGUCAAUGGAGAUUGCCGCCGUACAGUUAAGUGUCCUUAAGGCAACCAUGAUAUAAGUAUAUUAAACGAAACUGUUUACUACAUAUGAACCUGUACACUUUCAUAGGAUCAUAGU